CAGGCAUCAACGUCGUCACCCCCAAUAAAAAGGCGUAUUCUGGGGACGUACAGCUCUGGAAAGAUAUCUUGGAAGCAAGUAGUAGUCAGGGUGGGGGGCGGUACUUGAAUGAAGCGACCGUUGGUGCUGGGCUGCCUGUUAUAUCGACGUUGAAGGAAUUACUUGGGACGGGGGAUAAGAUCAUCAAGAUCGAGGGCGUUUUUUCUGGGACGAUGAGUUAUAUUUUCAAUGAGUUUUCGACGGGACGUGAAGGUGGACCGGCGUUUUCUGCUGUUGUUGGUGUUGCGAGGGAGAAGGGGUAUACGGAACCACACCCAGCAGACGACCUAAACGGGUUCGACGUAGCACGUAAACUGACCAUCCUCUCGCGCAUCAUAUCCUCUUUCCCCACCUCCUCUCCCUCCACCUUGCCACCACUCCAAUCCUUCAAAUCCGUCAAAACAGCCUCACUCAUCCCCCCCGAAUUAGAAGGGAUACCCACAGGCGACGAGUUCCUCGCCCGUCUACCUGCGCAUGACGCGCAGUUCGCCAAGUUGAGGGAAGAAGCGAGUAAGGAGGGGAAGGUGCUUAGGUUUGUGGGCGUUGUGGAUGUGAAAGGGGGGGAGGUGAGAGCUGGGUUGGAGAAGUACCCUACUACCCACCCAUUCGCGACGUCUCUUGGCGGGUCCGAUAAUAUUAUCAUGUUCCAUACGGAGAGGUAUAGCCCUAGACCAUUGAUCAUCCAGGGUGCUGGUGCGGGUGCGGCGGUUACUGCUAUGGGAGUUUUGGGCGAUGUGUUGAAGUUGGUUUAA
Laccaria bicolor S238N-H82 is the source of this 791-nucleotide messenger RNA. RefSeq lists its product as uncharacterized. Lineage: Eukaryota; Fungi; Basidiomycota; Agaricomycetes; Agaricales; Hydnangiaceae. Gene Ontology annotation, molecular function: aspartate kinase activity; homoserine dehydrogenase activity. Gene Ontology annotation, biological process: aspartate family amino acid biosynthetic process; L-homoserine biosynthetic process. The record is from RefSeq and is a predicted model, not a curated record. The transcript is spliced from 3 exons. The annotation marks the transcript as partial.